Phragmites australis (common reed) is the source of this 1911-nucleotide messenger RNA. RefSeq names its product probable xyloglucan galactosyltransferase GT19. NCBI's taxonomy places the organism in Eukaryota, Viridiplantae, Streptophyta, Magnoliopsida, Poales, Poaceae. Gene Ontology annotation, molecular function: glycosyltransferase activity. The transcript has a single exon. The record is from RefSeq and is a predicted model, not a curated record. Bases 1 to 1398 code for a protein of 465 amino acids.
AUGACCACUCCCUCCCUCGGUCGGCCACUCCCCAGAAUGGCCAAUCCCCUCUUCCUCUUCCUCCUCCUCUCCGUCGCCGCCGCCCCUGGCGCCGGCGCCGAUGGGCAGGACCCCUGCGCGGGACGGCGGAUCCACAUCCGCCACCUGCCCCCGCGCUUCAACGCGCACCUCCUCCGCCACUGCGGCGCCGACGCCUUCCCGCUCGCCGACCCGUCCGCGGCGGCCACCUCGUCCCCGCCCUGCGAGUCGCUCGCCAACCACGGCCUUGGCCCGCGCACCCACCCGCGCAGCCGCUCCUGGUACCGCACCGACCCGCGGCUCCUGGAGGUCUUCUUCCACCGCCGCAUCCUGGAGCGGGACUGCCUCGCCGACGACCCGGCCCACGCCGACGCGGUGUUCGUGCCCUACUACGCGGCGCUCGACGCGCUGCCGUACGUGCUCGACCCCGCGCUCCUUGACGCCUCCGCGCGGCACGGCGCGGCACUGGCGGAGUUCCUGGCGCGGGACCAGCCGCGGAUCCUGUCGCGCCGCCAGGGCCACGACCAUUUCCUGGUGGUCGCGGGGUCAGCGUGGGACUACGCGCAGCCGCCGGGCGUGGAUCCGAGGCUGUGGGGCAGCACGUCGCUGCUGCGGCUGCCGGAGCUGGCCAACUUCACGUUCCUGACGCUGGAGUCCCGCGCGUGGCCGUGGCAGGAGCACGCGGUCCCGCACCCGACAUCAUUCCACCCGGCGUCUCUCCCGCUGAUGCGCGCCUGGCUCGCCCGCGCGCGCCGCGCCCGCCGCAGCACGCUGAUGCUCUUCGCGGGCGGCGCCUCGCGCCCGUCCAGGCCCAACAUCCGUGGCUCCAUCCUCGCCCAGUGCGCGAACCGCACCGACGCGUGCGUCGUCGUGGACUGCUCCGGCGGCAAAUGCGUGCACGACCCGGUCCGGUACAUGCAUCCCAUGCUACGAGCCAGGUUCUGCCUGCAGCCACCGGGGGACACGCCGACGCGGCGGUCGACGUUCGACGCCAUCAUCGCCGGCUGCGUGCCCGUGUUCUUCGAGGACGUCGCGGCGAGGAGGCAGUACGGCUGGCACCUCCCCCCCGCGCGGUACGACGAGUUCUCGGUCCACAUACCGAAAGAGGCGGUGGUGUUCGGCGGCGUCAAGAUCGCCGAGACGCUCGAGGCCGUUCCGGAGCCCGAGGUGCGGAGGAUGCGGGAGCGCUUGCUGGAGUUGGCGCCGAGAGUGGUGUACCGGCGCCACGGGAGCACCGCGGAGAUGAGAGGAGCGGGGAAGGACGCCGUCGACCUCGCCGUGGACGGCGUGCUAAGGAGGAUACGGAGGCGGGUGCGCGCGCUGGAGGACGGCCAGCCGGAGAGGAUUUACGCGCUGGAGGACGACAGCGUCGAGGCGUAGGAUGAGAAGAAUGUUCUUGGUGACAUCCGCUUCAAUUGCGUCAGGACAUUUUGGUGCUGUGCAGCAGCUUCCUUAUUCAAGCUUCUACUUUGGAGAGUGUGAGAGAGGGAGUGCGUGUGUGCAUAUGCUGUUUUUUUUUCGAAUCAAGAGGGCCCUUUAUUAGUUACUCAAAAAUUGAUUACAAUCAUGAGUAAUUAGAUGCUCGACACACACCGGCGGCCGUUCACGCCAUAGCUAUACUGCACUAUGAUAUAAACGUUUUGCUAGCUGAGCAAGCUCUUGCGCUACUAGAUUGGAUUGUAAUCAAUUUUUGAGUAACUAAUAAAGAGGUUGGAUUUGUGUUAUUGUAAGGAGAUUGGAUGUCUGUGCAUAUGCUGUUAUUGUAAGGAGAUUGGAUUUGUGUUCCUUCUUCCUUGUAAUGGCGGCAUUUUUUGCUGUGUUCGUCGUGUUUGUAUGGUGGGAACUUUCCCGUCUUCGCAGAGUUGCAGUGAUAAUAGCAGGGGGUGAGGCUAG